GCCAUGUAGAUGUUGUAAAGGGUAAAGGCCAUGUAGGUGUUGUAAAGGGUAAAGGCCAUGUGAAUGUUGUAAAUGGUAAAGGCCAUGUGGAUGUUGUAAAGGGUAAAGGCCAUGUGGAUGUUGUAAAGGGUAAAGGCCAUGUGGAUGUUGUAAAGGGUAAAGGCCAUGUGGAUGUUGUAAAGGGUAAAGACCAUGUGGAUGUUGUAAAGGGUAAAGGCCAUGUGGAUGUUGUAAAGGGUAAAGGCCAUGUGGAUGUUGUAAAGGCUAAAGGUCAUGUGGAUGUUGUAAAGGGUAAAGGCCAUGUAGAUGUUGUAAAGGGUAAAGGCCAUGUGGAUGUUGUAAAGGGUAAAGGCCAUGUGAAUGUUGUAAAGGAUAAAGGCCAUGUGAAUGUUGUAAAGGGUAAAGGCCAUGUGAAUGUUGUAAAGGGUAAAGGCCAUGUGAAUGUUGUAAAGGGUAAAGGCCAUGUGAAUGUUAUGGGUGGACAGAUGGGUGGACAGAUGAGGGGACAGAUGGGGGGACAGAUGAUGGGACAGAUAAUGGGACAGAUGAGUGGACAGAUGGGUGGACAGAUGGGUGGACAGAUGGGUGGACAGAUGGGUGGACAGAUGAGUGGACAGAUGAGUGGACAGAUGAGUGGACAGAUGAGUGGACAAAUGAGUGGACAAAUGAGUGGACAAAUGAGUGGACAGAUGAGUGGACAGAUGAGUGGACAGAUCAUAGAAUAG
Messenger RNA from Saccoglossus kowalevskii, 725 nucleotides. RefSeq lists its product as uncharacterized. Lineage: Eukaryota; Metazoa; Hemichordata; Enteropneusta; Harrimaniidae. The record is from RefSeq and is a predicted model, not a curated record.